GAGACUGUACUCCCAUGCUCGUGUAGAUAUCCAAAGCUGGAAAGUUUCUCUCAUCUUGAGGCUAGGCUGAACAAGGAAAUUCUGGUAUUAGCAUGAGUGUUGGAAUGGAGCAGGUGGCAGAAGCCCUCAAGAGGGCGCAAGAGAUUGCUGCGAAGAUGGCACCUCCCGGUGGAGCGCCCAAUGGUGGAGAUGACAACGGCUCAAGAAAGAGGCCAUUGGAUGAAGGAGAUGAUGGUCCUCAAAUGAAGAAGCAAAGCAUGGACAACUUACCUGGCGCCAACCCUCAAGCCAUUGCUCAGGCAGCCAUUGCUAAACUGGCCCCCGUGGUUGGAGCACAGUUGGGAAUGAGCCAGAUGAUCACCGUGGACAUCAAGAUACCUAACAGAAUGGUGGGGCUAGUGAUUGGUCGUGGUGGUGACAUGAUCAACAAGCUGCAGGCAGAUUCAGCAGCCAGAAUUCAAGUGGCCCCAGACGGCAGUGAGAUCAGUGGUGAGAGAGGAGUCACCAUCUGUGGGACCCCAGAGACUGUCGAGCGUGCCAAAGCCCUUGUAAACAGGGUUAUUGAGGAAGCAGGAGGAGCAACCAGUGUGCAAGCGAAUGUAGAGCCGGGACAAGAAGUAAGAGAGAUGAUGAUACCAGCAAGCAAAGUCGGGCUGAUCAUAGGAAAAGGAGGAGAGAUGAUCAAGAUGUUACAGGAGCGAGCAGGCUGUAAGAUGCAGAUGAUUCAAGAUGGGCCGUAUGCCCAUACCCCAGAAAAGCCGCUCAGAAUGACUGGUCGAGCUGACUUCUGCGAGAAAGCGAAGCUGUUGGUAGCUGAAUUGAUGGAUCAAAAGGAGAUGGAGGCUCGAGGCAUGACAACUUCUGGUGGUCGUGUUGUUGAGGUACAAGUUCCUAAAAGUCUUGUAGGCUUUGUGAUUGGCCGUAAUGGAGAGCACAUCAAUAACAUUCAAAACACUUGCGGAGUCCGUCUUCAAUUCCAGAGUGAUAAUCCUGGUAUGGAGUACCGGAUAGCCACGAUCACUGGGCCACAUAUGGGAGACAACUGUGAGAGGGCGCGGAAGAUGAUCGACGAGAUCGUGGGAGAGGUUAGGACCAAAGAUCUCAAUCGCCAUGGAGGAGGAGGUGGUAUGGGUGGCGGUGGUGGUAUGGGGGGUGGCGGAGGCGGCGGCGGUGGUGGUGGUGUUGGUGGUGCUGCUAUUAUGGCUGGGGGGUACAGACCACACGUGGAGUUACCCAAUCCCACUGGGCCUGGAGUGCAGUCCAUACAAUUCCCUGUACCUAGCACCAAGUGUGGACUCAUUAUCGGGAAAGGGGGUGACACUAUCCGCCAGCUUCAAGUUCAGUCUGGAUGUCAUAUCGAGCUGUUCCGAGGAGCUCAUCCUAGCCCAAACGAGAAGCUAUUCAACAUUAGAGGUAGUCCCCAGAACAUCCAACAUGCCCAAGCUCUCAUAAGGCAGAAAUGUGAAAUGCCCCCUGGUGAAGGUGGUGGAUUUGCAGGACAAAUGGCGGGCGUGCCGUUUCAAGGAGGCGUGUUCCAACAGGGUGGAGCUAGUCCCUAUGGUGGUGGUCAGCAGGGCUGGACGCAGUACCCAUUCCCUCAGAGCUUUGGAGCUGGUGGACCACAGCAACAAAGUGGAGAUCCCUCUCACCAAGCUGCCUGGGCUGCCUACUACCAGCAGUUGUAUACAGCACAGGCUGCUCAAGCUGGACAGCCAUCAGCUGGCCCUGGAGGUCAACAACCCCCAGCACCUGGGGGUGCGCAGAAUGCUGAUGUGCAGGCGCAGUGGGCAGAGUAUUACCGUCAGCUGGGUCAGGCCUAUUACGGGGGACAAGGGGGCCAGCCGGGGGAGCAACCACCUCCUGAACAGAAGUUGGACAGCUGAGGAACAGUGCUGAGUCUAACCUCUGUGCAACCACACCAGAAAGGAUGAGUUGCUUAUAGGCACGUACCACUGACCUGCCGAGACUGAAAGCGUCAGAAGACACUUUGGAACAUUAUUUAAUAGUGCCACAUGAAAACGCUUGUCGAUCGUGAAUGAUGUGAUCAUGCAAUAAAUGACAUGACGUUAUCGUUAUUGUUUAUUUGA
This is a messenger RNA of Halichondria panicea, 2087 nucleotides long. RefSeq names its product far upstream element-binding protein 1-like. Lineage: Eukaryota; Metazoa; Porifera; Demospongiae; Suberitida; Halichondriidae. The transcript is spliced from 25 exons. Gene Ontology annotation, cellular component: cytoplasm; nucleus. Gene Ontology annotation, molecular function: mRNA binding. The record is from RefSeq and is a predicted model, not a curated record. Bases 93 to 1883 code for a protein of 596 amino acids. Gene Ontology annotation, biological process: regulation of gene expression.